AUGGUAAGCAGCAGAAUUCUGAUAAUUGGAGCAACUGGUUACAUUGGCCGACAUGUGGUCAAUGCAAGCCUUGCUCAAGGCCACCCCACAUUCCUCCUUGUUAGGGAAUCCACAAUUACUAAUUCUGACAAGACCCAAUUGUUAGAUUCUUUUACUUUGAAAGGAGCAACAAUUUUCAAGGGAUCCCUAGAAGAUUAUGCAAGCCUUGUAAAGGCGCUCAAGGAGGUUGAUGUGGUUAUUUCCACUGUAGGAGCACAGAUAGCGGACCAAUUCAAUCUUAUUAAGGCUAUUAAGGAAGUUGGAACCAUCAAGAGGUUUUUCCCAACAGAGUUUGCCAACGACUUUGAUAGACACCAUGCAGUAGAUCCUCUCAAAGGUGCAUUUGACUUGAAAGCCAAAGUUCGUCGAGCUACUGAAGAAGCAGGCAUUCCAUAUACAUAUGUCUCUGCAAACACUUUUGCAGGGUAUUUUCUUCCAAACUUGGCACAGUCGGGCCUUACAGCACCUCCAAGAGAUAAAAUUGUUAUCUAUGGAGAUGGAAAUAAGAAAGCUGUGUAUGUAAAGGAGGAAGACAUUGGGACAUUCACAAUCAUGGCUGUGGAUGAUCCUAGAACCUUAAACAAAAUUCUUUACUUGAGGCUUCCUGCCAACACACUCUCCUUAAAUGAACUUGUAGCAUACUGGGAGAAGAAGAUAGGGAAAACACUGGAGAAGCUGUAUCUAUCUGAGGAGCAAGUUCUCAAACAAAUUGAAGAGACUCCUUUUCCUGGUAACUAUAUGAUGGCAAUUUAUCAUGCCCUGUAUGUGAUAGGUGACCAAACUAAUUUCGAAAUCGGAUCUAAUGGAGUGGAAGCCAGUAAGUUGUACCCAGAUGUGAAAUACACAACUGUUGAUGAGUAUCUCACUCAAUUUGUGUGACCUACUAGAG
Molecule: messenger RNA, 928 nt
Organism: Cryptomeria japonica (Japanese cedar)
Lineage: Eukaryota; Viridiplantae; Streptophyta; Pinopsida; Cupressales; Cupressaceae
Product: phenylcoumaran benzylic ether reductase IRL1-like
Exons: 5
Coding region: 1-918 (305 amino acids)
Molecular function (GO): oxidoreductase activity
Source: RefSeq, a predicted model, not a curated record